AUGGUUCUCUCUCAUCCAUCAUCAUCUCUCAUUCUCCCCAUCUCCCUAGCCGUCUUUCUUUCUCUAGCCUCCUCCUCGGACUACACGAACCUCGUCUUCAAAGGCUGCGCCGACCAGAGCUUCCCGGACUCCGACAAACUCCACAGCCACACCAUCAAGCACCUCCUCGACGGCUUAAUCUCCCAGUCCUCUGCCGCCAAGUUCCACAACGCCACCUCCGGGGCCGCCAGCAGCUCCGCCGUCGACGGCCGCUUCCAGUGCCGGGGCGACCUCUCCGGCGACUCCUGCUCGGCCUGCGUGAGGAAAGCCUCGUCCCUGGCCGGAAAGCUCUGCCGGCGAGCGGUGGCCGUCCGGAUCCAGCUCGCCGGUUGCUACCUCAGGUACGAGGCCUCCGGGUUCCAGGUGGCGGGAGCGUCCGAGCUUCUGUUCAAGAUCUGCGGGCCGGGUCGAGCCAGAGAGCCCGGUUUCGGGGCCCGAUUGGACGCGGCGUUGGGUGGGAUGGCGAAUGGUUUGGAGGACGGCGGAGGAUUCUACGCCGGCGGGUAUCGGUCGGUGUACGUGUUAGGUCAGUGUGAGGGUGAUCUGGGCGGCACCGAGUGUGUGGAGUGUGUGAAAAACGCGGACGAUAGGGCAAAGUCGGAAUGCGGAGGAUCGAUGUCGGCGCAGGUUUAUAUGCAGGCGUGUUUUAUAAGCUACACGUAUUAUCCCGAUGGGGUGCCGGCCGAUCGGAAAUCACUUUCAUCCUCGGGGGGAGGGAGAGGGACGAAUAGUGGGAAGACAGUAGCAAUAGUGAUGGGGGGAUUAGUGAGUGUGGGACUGCUUACGUCUUGUUUCUUGUUUACUAAAUCAGCUUUCAAGAAGAAGACUACUACUCAACAUCAUACUCACAACAACAACAACAACUAUGGUGGUGGAUAG
Molecule: messenger RNA, 918 nt
Organism: Striga hermonthica
Lineage: Eukaryota; Viridiplantae; Streptophyta; Magnoliopsida; Lamiales; Orobanchaceae
Source: the annotation of a GenBank genome assembly